GCCUCCCUACGCCGGAGCGGAGUGAGAUGAGGACCGGAGCCCGCAGCGCUCGGACGGGCCGGACAGAGCGGAGCUUUCUGCGCUUUUUCAGGCGUUUCAGAGCUGAGGGACACCGCGCCGUUUGUCCUACUGAACCCGGUUUUGAUUGCACUCCUGGUGGCUACGCCUCCAGCUUCGUCCCGCUGAACGGCGGAGAACCGAGCGGACUGACUCAGAGACAUGUACCAGGUUCAGCUGGUCGGGGAGCAGCAGGAGAGCCGGCCCCUGCUGAGCCCCUCCAUCGAUGACUUCCUGUUGGAGAGCCGGAGCGACGCCCCCUCCGCCCGACCGCUCACCUCUAACACAGCAGUUCUGUCCACAGCUCUGGAUCUGGUGGACCUCAGCGAGCUGGGGGAGAGCAGCGGGGGGGGCAACAAGGACCGGAGGAAGAGGAGCCCUCUGAGGAGGAAGGGCAGCUCGAAGAGUCCCCGACGCCGAGUCAAACCCGAGGAGACGGAGCUGAUCCAGGUGCAGGUGGAACACCUGCCUGCUAGUCCCAGAACACCUGAGAGAAUCUCACUGGACUCAGUCAGUCUGUCGUCUCCUUUGGACAAAUGGGACGAGGUGAGCCUAGACGUGGAGGACGGGGGACGGAGGAGGAGAUACGAGAAGAGAUGCACCUCCCAUCACUCGUCCAGUGAACUGCUGUGGUCUGCCGAGUUCAAAACCGAUCCACUGACGAAGAACAACUUCGACAUCCGCAGCUUCGACGAUCUCGACUUCAUUUCUUCAACACAGGACUGUGGGCCAUCCAGACAGCGCAGACGGACUCGCUCUCUGCUGGUCAGAAACGAGUCUCUGGAGGACGAGUUUGUCAGAGCGAAGGCUGCUGUCGAGUCAGACACCGAGUUCUGGGACAAGAUGCAGGCAGAGUGGGAGGAGCUCGCUCGGAGGAACUGGCUGGAGGACUCUGAGGACCAGCGGCCAAUCCCGCCCACCGUCUCACCUGCAGAGAAGGGUUACUAUUUCAAUACCAACAACCCGUACAGAGACUGGCCCAACGCCUUCGCUGAGGGUCAGGAGAAAGCUCGGGAGGGAGACCUGAACGCUGCCGUGCUGCUGCUGGAGGCCGCCAUCUUACAGGACCCACAGGACUCAGAGGCCUGGCAACUUCUGGGAAUGACUCAGGCCGAGAAUGAGAACGAACAGGCCGCCAUCGUGUCGCUGCAGAGGUGCCUGGAGCUCCGCCCCAACAACCUGCCGGCCCUCAUGGCACUCGCUGUCAGCUUCACCAACACAGGCAUGCAGCGGGAGGCCUGUGACGCGCUGCGCCGCUGGAUCCGCCACAACCCCCGAUACAAACACCUGGUCCAGGAGAGCGGGAGCUCACUACAGGGCUCCCCAGCCAUGCCACGCAGGGGCCCCCGCUCCUCCACACCGGCCAGGUCUGAGCUGCAGGACGUGCUGCUCCUCUUCCAGGAUGCGGCUCUGCUGAAUCUGGAUUGUGUGGAUCCAGACCUGCAGACCGGUCUGGGAGUCCUCUUCAACCUCAGCUCAGACUUUGACAAAGCGGUGGAGGCUUUCAGUGCAGCACUGUCUGUCAGACCACAGGACUACCUGCUGUGGAACCGGCUGGGAGCCACGCUUGCGAAUGGAAACCGCAGUGAGGAGGCGGUGGAAGCGUACACAAGAGCUCUGGAGCUGCAGCCCGGAUUCAUCCGCUCCAGAUACAACCUGGGAAUCAGCUGCAUCAACCUGGGAGCUCACAGGGAGGCGGUCAGUAACUUCCUGACUGCUCUGAACCAGCAGAGGCGGAGUCAGCGCUGCAGCCAGCAGCAGAUGUCUGCUAACAUCUGGGCUGCCCUGCGAAUUGCUAUCUCCAUGAUGGACCGCCCAGAGCUGUUCCAGGCCGCCAAUAUGGGGGACCUGGACCUGCUGAUGAGGGCCUUCGACAUGAGCGACGUCUGACUGCGAGUCCGGGGAGGGCGGAGCGUUGCUCCCAGAGCCACAGGACCGGGUUUAAAACCAAAGACGAAGAAAGAUCCUCCACAAUGUAACAGCACAGCCCUUUAGCUUCCUGUUUGUAGCUCUGUAGUCUCAGCGCGACGGCGAUUGCUGCCCUGUUUUCUCUGGGCAUCUGCGGCUCCUUUAAAAUGCUUAAAUUCAGGCCUUAAAGCCAUCAAAGCGUAUCGCAUGAGUUUAAAACGUCUUCAUUUAAGAAGUCCUACCCUGAACUACACGCCCACAUCACUGCAACAGGCAGAGGCUUCUAAUGCAGCCAGAUGCACAAACAGCUGCUGAAACCUGAUCAGGUCAAGCAUUUUCUCACCUUUAACGUGAAGUCUGAUUGAAUUCAACUCCUCUUCAUCCUCCUCACUUGCAGAGGUCACCUGAGUUCACCUGCUGUCUCUGUAAACCUGCUGUAAGCUGGAUUUUCUCUGUGCAUCAGUCAGUUUUACUCAAACUUUAAAAGACAGAUUUAAAAAUUGAUGCUUCACUGUUGGAGCUCAGAGAGGUGAGUGAUGAAGAGGAGGAGGAAGUUAUCAGAGGAAGAGUGGACCUGUUCUGCUCCAUCUGUUUGCUCAGAGCAGCUUUGCAUCAUUCACAGUUCAAAAUAAUCUUUGUCUAAUACUGAGCCUCGAUGCAGCUGCGCAGUUCAUCUUUUAUCUGAAACAAGCUGUGUUAGCUCCUCCCACUUUAACACAACGUUCCUUUGAUUGGCUGCCCCUCGUAAAAAGAAUGUUUGAACAUCAGGUGGGCGGAGCGUCUAUGCUGACAGCCAGUGACUUCCAUCUAUGAUUUAAAGGAUUGAAGAAGCCACCGUGAGACCCUCUUUUUGAGCUUCAAGCUGAACUUUUUCAGCAUUGUGGUUAUCACACUCAUGGUAGCCCCGCCCUCAGCCCUCCCCCACUUUCUGCUCUUUUCUGACCCUAAUGGGACCUUCUUCUUUCAGCUGCUUCCUUUAUGGGUCUCCACAGCAGAUCAUCUGCCUCCAUCUGCCCCUAUCCCAGCAUCCUCCUGUCACACCAACCCUCUGCACGUCCUCCCUCACUACAUUCAUGAAUCUUCUCUGUGGUCUUCCUCUUUUCCUCCUGCCUGGCAGCUCCAUCUUCAGCAUCCUUUGUCCAACAUAUCCACUCCUUCCUCUGCACGUCUCUCUGACUCUGAGCCGUCCCUCUGAUGGACUCAUUUCUAAUCCUGUCCAUCCUGGUACAUCCAUGAACCUACAUCCUGUCUUUGUGUCAGAGCCACCUUGCUUUGAGAGAUGAGCUGAGCAGGAGGCUGACUUCUUCUUAGACUUCUAUACAAUCAGCCGGGGGAGUCGCCCCCUGCUGGACAUGCUCAUGUCCUCUGCUAUCAUGUCCUCUGCUAUCAUGUCCUCUGCUAUCAUGUCUUCUGCGUUGGAUGAGACUCAUUAUUUACUGCAUAUACUUGUCUUUUUCAGCUUUUUAUCAGCUCUGUUCAUGUGCAGCACGUAUUUAAGCUCAGUUUUUAGAAACUCACAGUGUCCUGGAAAUGCUCAGUGUGAACAUGAAGCCUAGGAUCAGGAAUUUUUCCUAGUGAGUAAUCCAAACCAUGGAGCUGCUGACACGAGGAAAAGCAGAACAGGUCCCCUUUAAAUACUCUUUUCCAACAUGCUUCUUCACUUUGUUACCUUUAACUGUUUAAAGCCAUAAAACAGCAGCAGAUAUGGGUGUAAAAGAGUCUCCGCCUCCUUUCAGGGCAACAUGAAAAGGUAGAAACUCUCAUCUGUGUGUCGCCUCCUGCAAGCAACAGCUGGUACUGCAGCAGCUUUUCUUUAAAUCAAUUAAUUUCUAAUGUAAACGAGGCCUAAAGAUGAUGGAGCAGCAAGUGUUAGGGGAUAUCUUACUGAUGCAGCUUCAGAAUAAACCUGCCCCAUGCAUCACCUGGAGGUGGUGCUCAUCAUCCAGUUUACAACUGCUGCUUGUACGGUCUCUGCCUGCAGGAGGUGCCUGUGAUUGGGCGAUUUGUCAUCAUGUUAUAGUCUGAAACUGAUGUUUUUUUUUAACGUUAUUGUUUCUGUGUUUAGUUUUAUUCUGAAAAGUUGUGUUUAUGCUCUGUCACUUCCUUCCUGUGGCUGGCUCUCAGGUGAGUCUUUUCUGGUUUCAGUUUGAAAACCUGCAGCAGCUGAUCCUCUGAUAACGUUCGCUCGUUUGGAGCGAUUUUCUUCAGCAGCAGCUCAGAGAUCAGCAGGCUGAACGCUGUUCGGUUUGUGCCCAUCGAUUCAGGGACAGCAGUCGAAACGUUAAAAAAUAAUCUCACUGUUUGGAUCCUGAAGAUGCUCGUGUAUCACAGAGGAGCGUCCUCUUCCUGUUUCAGAGCGCCGUCACUCAGCUGGAGUUUUGAGCCAAAAACCACGAGUUGUAUCGCAGUUAGAGGCAAAAAGCCUUUUAGAGUUUAUAUUUUUCAUAUAGAGGACCAGCUUUAACCAGCUUUUUGCAUCUUGUCAGACUGGUGCAACUAAUAUUUAAUUCUUUAAUAAUUCAGUGUUCUUACUCUUUUUUUUAAUUUUUUAUAAAUUGUUCUAAUUUCCUUUUAAAUUAUUCAGCUGAUUCCAUGAACUCAGAAACCUGAAAAGUUUCACAAUUUACAGAAAUCAAAUGCACGGGAAAUCAAACCGGGAAUAAAAGCAGUAAAAUAUUAAAAGAAAAAGCAUGAAUAUGAAAAAGAUCCAAACAAACUGACGAAAGGGAAGCAGGGAAGAUUUCAGUCCCCCCCUCCAGCAGCCUAGGCCUAUAGCAGCAUAACUAACGGCGGGUUCAGGGUCACCUGAUCCAGCCCUAACUAAAAGUUUUACCAAACAAGAAAGUUCUAAGACUAAUCUUAAAAAUGGAAAAGGUGGGACGCCUGGGUGGCUCAGUGGAAGAGCGGGUGACCAUGUAUGUCACUCUCUACUGUCAAUAAAGCCGCUGCGGCCAAAAAAUAACUAGAGAGGGUGUCUGUCUCCUGAAUCCAAACUGGGAGCUGGUUCCACAGAAGAGGGGCCUGAAAGCUGAGCUUUCCGUCUGCUGAACCAUCUGAGCUGCUGUUCAAAUGUUUGGAAGCUUCGGGUUUAAAGGGAAGAUUCAUAAACUUCAGCAGGCGCUCCUGCUCUUGUCGAUCGGCGUGACGAUGCAGAGUGUGAAUCUUCCUCCUCGCAGCUUCCUAUGAAUCCUGGUGUAAAUGACUGUACAGGCAGUAACCACAUGAAAACUGAUAUUUUAGAAAUUAAACAGGUGAUACAGAAAAACAAAA
Messenger RNA from Archocentrus centrarchus (flier cichlid), 5235 nucleotides. RefSeq names its product peroxisomal biogenesis factor 5-like b (gene pex5lb). Gene Ontology annotation, cellular component: cytosol; peroxisomal membrane. NCBI's taxonomy places the organism in Eukaryota, Metazoa, Chordata, Actinopteri, Cichliformes, Cichlidae. Gene Ontology annotation, biological process: protein import into peroxisome matrix, docking. The record is from RefSeq and is a predicted model, not a curated record. The transcript has 13 exons. Gene Ontology annotation, molecular function: protein binding. Bases 220 to 1947 code for a protein of 575 amino acids.